Molecule: messenger RNA, 554 nt
Organism: Camelina sativa (false flax)
Lineage: Eukaryota; Viridiplantae; Streptophyta; Magnoliopsida; Brassicales; Brassicaceae
Product: S-protein homolog 21-like
Source: RefSeq, a predicted model, not a curated record
UUUAAGAAUGAGAAAAUAUUUGCUAUUUUUGGUUCUUGUCUUCAUUUCUGUUGAUUCUAUAAAUUCUACAAGAUCUAUUCUCUUCAGAAAAUUUAAUGUCGAAAUUGUAAACCAGCUUCAGUUUCACAAAAAAUUGAAAGUUCACUGCAGGUGUAAAAAUUAUUAUUUUCCAAUUACCUAUCUUAACAUAGGCGAAAGUUUUAAAUUUAAAUUUAUAAUUUAUCCAAAAACUCUGUAUUGGUGUAAUUUAUGGCAGGGACCAAACUAUAAACAUCAUGUGGUUUUUGAUGCAUUCCGGGCGAACUGUUAUUUUAUAGAUCAUACAUGUAGUGGAAUAGAUCCCAAUGUGUGUAGGUGGACUGCAAAAGAACAAGGAGUAUAUGUGCAUGACACGCUAGGAGAAUUUUUUAUGUAUGGAUGGAAACCAAAAAAUCAAAGAGAAAUAACUCCAGUCAAUGCACCUACAACAGAAUUUGAUCCAUACAUUUAAUACAUAUCUUAAAACUAAUUAAAUUAUGUGUAAUUUUGGUAUCAUUGUAUCAUGUUAAAGAGAA